Pneumocystis murina B123 is the source of this 2155-nucleotide messenger RNA. RefSeq lists its product as hypothetical. Gene Ontology annotation, biological process: ribosome biogenesis; maturation of LSU-rRNA from tricistronic rRNA transcript (SSU-rRNA, 5.8S rRNA, LSU-rRNA). The coding region runs from base 20 to 2155 and encodes 711 amino acids. The record is from RefSeq and is a predicted model, not a curated record. Gene Ontology annotation, cellular component: preribosome, large subunit precursor; PeBoW complex. Gene Ontology annotation, molecular function: protein binding; ribonucleoprotein complex binding. NCBI's taxonomy places the organism in Eukaryota, Fungi, Ascomycota, Pneumocystomycetes, Pneumocystales, Pneumocystaceae. The transcript is spliced from 8 exons.
AAAGUAAGAGUUGGAUAAGAUGAGUUUUGAUUUAAAUAUCGGAGAAAAAGAAAAAGAUGUUGCAGAUAAUAAGGAAAUAUUAUUUAAUGAAAAAGACGAUUCACAAUGGGAAUUGUUAUCGACCAGUACUUUUGAUACAGAAGAUAUUUCUGGAGAAGAUGAUAAGAAUGAAGAUAAAAAGAUAAAAAAUUAUGUUUCUUCAUAUAAAGAAGCGGUUCCAGGAAAAAAGAAAUAUCAAGAAAAGUAUCCAGAAAUUAUACCAGGAUAUGGAUCGGAUAGCUCAACAGAAGAGACGUUUAACACAAUUGGAAAUAUUUCUUUAGAAAAAUAUGAAAACUUCCCACAUAUUGGAUAUGAUAUUAAUGGAAAAAAGAUUAUGAGGCCGAUAACCAAAACGGCAUUAGAUAGACUUUUGAACACAAUAGAAGAUAAUGAAGGAUGGACGGGUAUAAUAGAUAAGGAUACCGGAGAAGAUAUUAGGCUUACAUCUGAAGAAUUGGAGAUAGUUAAAAAAAUACAGGAAAUGGAAAUUCCAGACGAUGAUUUUAAUCCAUAUGAGAUGUAUGUUGAUUACUUUUCAGGAAAACAGGAAAAAACACCUUUAAGCUCUGCUCCAGAGCCCAAAAGACGAUUUAUACCAAGUAAAAAUGAAAGAAAAAAGAUUAUGAAAAUUGUUCAAGCUAUUCGUACUGGAAGAAUAGUGCUAAGUAAGUCAAAGGAGAAAAUAAAACAGCCUUUAUUUUAUGAUAUUUGGACUGAUACUUCUUUAAAAUCUUAUGAUCAUAUUAUGCAUAUUCCUGCACCAAAAAUACCUUUGCCUACUCAUGAUGAAAGUUAUAAUCCUCCUGAAGAGUAUUUACCUUCUGAAGACGAAAUAAACAAAUGGAAUAAUACAUCUUACGAGGACCGAGAAAAGAAGUACUUACCGUCAAAAUAUAAAUCUCUAAGACUUGUACCUGGAUAUAAUCAGUUUAUUCAAGAACGUUUUGAAAGAUGCUUAGAUCUUUACUUAGCACCUAGAGUCCGAAAAAACAGGUUAAAUAUCAAUCCUGAAUCUCUUAUACCAAAACUUCCUUUAUUAGAAGAUCUUCGUCCCUUUCCAACAAGAUGUAUGAUUAUAUAUGAAGGCCAUAAAGGAUCUAUACAUUCUAUUGAUGUCGAUUCUACUGGUACAUGGCUUGCGAGUGGUGGUGACGAUGGAAUUGUUCGUAUUUGGGAAAUAAUUACUGGAAGAGAAAUCUGGAAUUUUAACUGUAACGAUAAUAGUGAAUCUAUUAAUUCUAUAGCAUGGAGACCUGUAAAAAAUUCAGAUAUAAUUAUAGCAUCUUGCGGAAAUAAUAUUUAUAUGCUUUUGCCUUCAAUAUUUAAUGACAGCAUUAAAAAUUCAGCUAAAGAGCUCUGUAAUUUAGGAUUUGAUAUGGAGAAAUUUCAAACGAAACAAAAUCUUUCAACAUGGUUAAAACCUAAUUUUAAACAAAUAGACAAAGGAUUACUUGUGUUAUUAAAUAUUAAAAAACGUAUUAAACAGGUUACAUGGCAUCGUAAUGGAGACUAUUUUGCUACAGUCUCGCCAGAAAGUGGAAAUACGUCUGUCCUAGUUCAUUUACUUUCUAAACAUCAAUCACAAUCACCGUUUAAAAAAGUUAAAGGUAUAAUUCAAAAAGUAGAGUUUCAUCCUACAAAACCUCUCUUUUUUGCAGCAACUCAGAGAUACGUAAAAGUUUAUAAUUUGAUAAAACAAGAAUUAAUAAAAAUUAUUCAGCCUGGAGUAAAAUGGAUAUCUUGUAUCGAUAUACAUCCUCAAGGUGAUAAUAUUAUUAUUGGUUCAUAUGAUAAAAAAUUAAUAUGGGUUGAUAUGGAUUUAUCAUCUAAGCCUUAUAAAACCUUAUGUUAUCAUGCAAAAGCGUUAAAAAGUGUAAAAUUCCAUAAAGGGCAAUAUCCAUUAUUUUGUUCAACCAGUGAUGAUGGAACAAUUCAGGUUUUUCAUGGGAUGGUAUAUAAUGAUUUAAUGGAAAAUGCUUUAUUAGUCCCACUAAAAAUUUUAAAAGGCCAUGAAAUCAAGAACUCUUUAGGCGUAUUUAAUGCACAAUGGCAUCCAAAACAACCCUGGCUUUUUUCUUGUGGAGUAGACGCCACAAUUCGACUUUGGACAUAG